AUGAAAGUCUUUCAGAUUUUUACUCUUCUCACUUUUGUAGUCUUGACAACUUUUGCUUCUUCUAAUCCAUUCUGCAAGUUCUGCUCCCCGGCUAUCAGUAUUCCAACUGAUUGGGCUACAGUUCAAAAAUUACUGAAAAUCGGAUGCGGAAAUCUUGGAUCAGCUGGGAAGGCUUGUGUAGCCUUGGUAGAAGCCGUGGAUCUUGAUUCAUCGUAUUCAAAGAUGUACCCAAAUAUGGUUGAUUUGAGGGAAGCUGGGUGUAAGGUUUAUUGUUAA
This is a messenger RNA of Caenorhabditis remanei, 276 nucleotides long. RefSeq lists its product as uncharacterized. The transcript is spliced from 2 exons. NCBI's taxonomy places the organism in Eukaryota, Metazoa, Nematoda, Chromadorea, Rhabditida, Rhabditidae. The record is from RefSeq and is a predicted model, not a curated record. The coding region runs from base 1 to 276 and encodes 91 amino acids.